Molecule: messenger RNA, 1968 nt
Organism: Aegilops tauschii subsp. strangulata
Lineage: Eukaryota; Viridiplantae; Streptophyta; Magnoliopsida; Poales; Poaceae
Product: aspartyl protease family protein 1
Biological process (GO): proteolysis
Molecular function (GO): aspartic-type endopeptidase activity
Source: RefSeq, a predicted model, not a curated record
AUAUUUUUUCCCUUCCUUCCCUCCAUCCUCCCCGUAAUAAAGGCGCGAGCUUUUUAAGCCGUGGGGGGUGGGGAGACGUGGAGCCUAGCUUGCCUGCUCUGCUCUGCUGCAGGCAUGGGCGCGGCGGUGCGGGCUCUGCUGCUUCUGGCCCUCGUGGCGGCGGGGGCGGAGGCGCUGAGCCUGGACGUCCACCACCGGUACUCGGCCACGGUGCGGGGGUGGGCGGGGCUGCGCACCGGGCCGGCGCCGGGCACGGCCGAGUACUACGCCGCGCUGGCGGGCCACGACGACCUCCGCCGCCGCUCGCUCUCCCUCGCCGCGGCCGUCGCCCCUGCGCCAGGACCCGGCGGGCCGUUCGCCUUCGCCGACGGCAACGACACGUACCGCCUCAACGCCUUCGGAUUCUUGCACUACGCGGUGGUGGCGCUGGGGACGCCGAACGUGACGUUCCUGGUGGCGCUCGACACCGGCAGCGACCUCUUCUGGGUCCCCUGCGACUGCCUCAAGUGCGCCCCCCUCUCCUCGCCAGAAUACGGGAAUUUGAAGUUCGACGUGUACAGCCCGCGCAAGUCGAGCACGAGCCGGAAGGUCCCCUGCAGCAGCAGCCUGUGCGAUCUCCAGACCCAAUGCAACAGCGCCGCAAGCAAGAGCUGCCCCUACAGCAUCGAGUACCUGUCGGACAACACGUCGUCCAACGGGGUGCUCAUCGAGGACGUCCUAUACCUUGCGAGCGAGUCCGGGAAGUCCAAGAUCACCCAGGCCCCCAUAACAUUCGGCUGUGGACAGGUCCAGACGGGGUCGUUUCUAGGCAGUGCCGCGCCGAACGGCCUGCUCGGGCUCGGCAUGGACAGCAAGUCGGUGCCGAGUCUGCUGGCGAGCCAAGGAGUCGCCGCCAAUUCCUUCUCCAUGUGCUUUGGGGAAGAUGGUCAUGGCAGGAUCAACUUCGGGGACACGGGAAGCGCCGACCAGCUGGAAACUCCGCUGAACAUUUACAAACACAAUCCCUACUACAACAUUAGCAUCAUAGGAGCUAUGGCGGGAGGUAAAACGUUCAGCACAAAAUUCAGCGCAGUCGUGGACUCCGGUACCUCGUUCACGGCUCUCUCCGACCCAAUGUAUACCGAGAUUACCAGCGCUUUCGAUAAACAAGUCAAAGAGAAGAGAAAUCAGGCCGAUUCUUCGCUGCCGUUUGAAUAUUGCUACACCAUAAGUGCCAAGGGAGCUCUUAGUCAUCCAAACAUAAGCCUGACGGCAAAAGGUGGCAGUAUAUUUCCUGUCAAUGAUCCAAUAAUCACCAUAACGGACAUUUCUUCGAGCCCUGUUGGCUAUUGCUUGGCUAUUAUGAAGAGUGAAGGUGUUAACUUGAUUGGGGAGAACUUCAUGUCCGGGCUCAAGGUGGUGUUCGACCGUGAGAGGCUGGUCUUGGGAUGGAAAUCUUUCAACUGCUACAGCGUCGACCACUCUAGCAAGCUUCCGGUGAGCCCGAACCCCUCGGCCGUCCCUCCAAAACCCGCCUCUGGACCAGGCAGCUCAAACCCCGAAGCUGCGAAGCGCCCUUCGCCGAACAUCACCCAGAUCGACGUGGCCAAGCCUUCGUCCGGAUCGUCGGUCCACUUCCAUUUCAGCAGGACCUUCUUCGCCGCCAUCGCUCCACUGCUCCUCCUUGCCAUUCUUUGAUCCCACCAUUGCCUUGUAUUGGUUUGAAGUUGACAUGGAUACAUGAUCACACACUCUCACACUCCUUUUUUUUUGUAGUUGCCGUAGGAGUUGGUACAGUACAGGAUAGAACACACAGGAUGACUUGCGUAGGUAGACGUAGGCCAUUUUUACUUUGAUUACUUCAGGUGUUGAUAUGUGUACACUCGCAAUAACGCGCUCCGCCGAGGGGUUUGUGACGAGGUGGACGCGCAUGUAUAUGUAGUGAAACCACAGAAUAAUGAUCAUACUCACUGCCGUAUACUUCGUGCA